AUGGCACCCACGCACGUUGGUGUCGGAAUGUCACCCCUGGAGGAUCCACAAAUUGAUCGGGUUAGAAAUGAUUUGACACUCGAUGCAUUGCACGCAAUAAAAAUCCGGACCGAGAACGCAGAGAUACAAUUCGGUGGAGCUUGGGAUGGCAUCCCAAAUACGCGCUGGACGCGUAAAGUGCGCGCUAAUCCAACUUCGGAAUACUGUCAUGUGAUUUGA
Penicillium vulpinum is the source of this 219-nucleotide messenger RNA. RefSeq lists its product as uncharacterized. The transcript has a single exon. Bases 1 to 219 code for a protein of 72 amino acids. NCBI's taxonomy places the organism in Eukaryota, Fungi, Ascomycota, Eurotiomycetes, Eurotiales, Aspergillaceae. The record is from RefSeq and is a predicted model, not a curated record.